AAUUAUAUAACCAUAUAUAUCGUGUGCUUUUAAGUAAUUUGAAUGUAUGUAGAGUUUUAGUAUAUUUCCAUUAUUCGUACAUGUUGAUAGCAGACGGGUGAUGGCGCUGUGGAGCUAACUAAGCGUUAGCACAAGGAAAGAAGAAGCGUCACCCUAACAGGAAGCGUGUACCAAAACAACGUGGUUUCAUUGAAAUUGCCGGUGUUUAUAUCCACAAAACUGAAGCUGUUUACUGUUUAAAAGAUGAAGUACUCGGAGGUAAAGCAACACCAACCCUCCCUCUAUCUAGAAGUUUGUUCCCAAAAUGAGGAGCCACGUCUUCCGCUGCACACCUCCAUCUCCCUGUUCCUCCUCUCCUACUGCGAGUGCAAGUCUUUUAAAGUUUUUCUGGUUUUCACCAAACCUACCAGCUCCCAGUCACUGAAGAGCCAGCUACCAGAGUGUCUGGAUGUGUCUGACAUUCAGGUGGAGGAUUUACCCCAGUUAGUGAGGGGCUGCCGCCUCCCUGCUGCUUUGGAUGAGACUGGGAGCCUCUGCAGAGCAGGGUUGGCGGUGGUCCUGAGACACAUCAUCAGCAAGACCUUGGAGGCUGACCCUUCUAGAAAUGAUGUUCUGGCACUGCUGGGAUUCAAGAAGACCUGUCUGAAGGCCUGCGCUGAGGUAAGCAAGUGGACCAGACUGUGUGAAAUUGGCAUCCCUUCUGCUGUUGAAGAACAACUCAAAAAUCCCUCAAAUCAAUAUCUACAGCCGCCUCUCUCCAUCCUCACCCUGGAGCGAAGGCUAGCGGAGCCUGUCAAAGUCCACAAUGAUGACAAGAUACGGAGACAGAAACUCCAAGAGCAGAGACAGAAUGAAAAAAAGGAAUCCCCAGAAUCCGAACCUGGACAGGCACCUCAGGUGGGUGAUGGACUUGAGCUCAGGGCGGCUCUGGCCAAGCUGUCUGUGGAUUCAGUUCCAACUUUGGCCACCAGAGAGAACUCUGAGAUCAGGAAAGUGAGGACCACAGACCUGCCUCCGCUGGAGCAUGUGUUUGCUGAGGGACUGUACUUCACUCUGACUGAUGUGGUGCUGCUGCCGUGCAUCUAUCAAUACUUGUGUUCCCUGCAAGCCCACGCUGCGAGCACUCUACAUCAGCUCCCCCACCUGCUGCGCUGGUACAGUCGUGUUCAGGAGGUACCCGGGGUCCUUCGGGCAGCAAACGCCUGUGGGAUUCCUCUUUCCAUCCCCCAAGUUCCCACGUCCGGCCUCCCAGGGCCUUCAGCAGAGGACAACCUACUCGGCCUACUGGAGCAAGGAGAAGGCCAGGAAAUGACCACACAGCUUCCCUUCGUCGGCGGCCCCAGGCCCACAAUGACUAAACUUAAAGAAAAUGGCAUCGAGGCUGUCUUCGCUCCUCAUCCUUGCCCUGCCUGGACCCUCCCAUGGGACAGCUUACCAGGAGCCAUCAACCCCACUGAAGGGAAAAUGUCAAAUAUCCGUGCAGUCAGGAAGAGGCAACAGCUGAAUAACUUGGUUGCCAUGGUUACGGAGCUAGCCAGGCCUGGCUACACCGUGGUGGAUUUCUGCAGUGGAACGGGACAUGUCGGGAUCGUGCUGGCUCACACACUUCCAGAUUGCCAGGUCAUCCUCAUAGAGAACAAAGAAGAGUCGUUGGUCAGGGCCCAGAGUCGGAGCGCCGAGCUCGGUCUGAAAAACAUCGGCUUCAUUCAGGCCAAUUUGGACUACUUCACCGGACCAUUUCAGAUUGGGGUUGCCCUCCAUGCAUGUGGCGUUGCAACAGACAUGGUGAUGGAGCAUUGCAUCCAGGCAGAAGCUGCAUUUGUCAUCAGUCCUUGCUGCUACGGAUUCAUCCAGAAUGCUGUCAAGUUCACCUUCCCCAAGAGCAAAAGGUUCCAAGAGACUCUGACUUAUAAGGAACACAUGAUCGUCUGCCGCUUCGCAGACCAAACUGCUGUCCAGCUCCCUCCUGAGAGACGACUCAUCGGUAAACAGUGCAUGGGCCUCGUGGACUUGGACCGCUCGUGGGCAGCAGAGACUGAUCGGUACUCGGUGCAGGUGAUGACGAUGGAGCCUGAAAGCUGUUCACCGAAGAACAACAUGCUGGUGGGAAGGCCGCCGCACAAGAGUGGACUGGAAGCUGGUGCUAGCCAAGUGGAAACACUGGUGCUUAAUUAGGACUGUUAGCAGCUGUGUACCGCAGAGCAUCUUCACUACGGUCAGGAUUUGAUGAAGCACCCAGCCUCCGUGGCUCCUGCCUGUGUCAUCAUGAUGCCGAGAAUACAACUUUUUUUUUAAUCCACACUCAACAUUUUCUUUUUAUUUAUUUUCUACAAGCCCUUUUGUAAGAAACCGCCUCGGGAAAAUCAAUGACAUUUUGGCUCGUUAUUUCCAGAGUGGCAAAAGUCAUCUUCUAAAAUCUCUUUUCAGACGGAACUUAGAGACAAUAGUGCCGUGAUUUUUUUUUAUGCGAUAAACAAGAGUGCUCUCAGGGAGAAGUACUCCUCUCCCUUGUUAAAUGCACUCAAUUGUUGGACACUUGGUUGUAGUAAAAGCUCGAGCCUCUCACCAACUGCUACGCUACGUUUGUGUCUUUGCCUAAACUGUGUGAUCAAGCUGUCAGCGUAAACAGAAGCAGCAGGAAUUACACACCCACAUUGCGAAUUAAGCACAGCAUACUUCCACAUGCUGUUUUUGCAAAUAGUCGGUAUACGGCCUUCUGUGAUAGAACUCAGCAGUCGGCUCCCUCUGUUGCCAGGUAUUAAAAGAAAAAGGAGAAAUUCAGCGCUCAAAAGUCAUCUGCACUUAAAGAUCAGAUGAGAAUUAUCCUUAUCUUCCUGUCUUGUGUUUGUAAGGGACUGACAGAGAGAUAGAGGGGGAUGUAAGAAAGAGAGAAAUUGGAUUUGAACUUAUAUCACAUCAGGUGGAAUUCUGCAUUUGUCAUGGUUCUACAGAGAAACUGAUUAUUCCUCAUAAAGAAUGAAUGUGAAUAUGGAAUGCAUGUCGUAAUACGUUCAGCAGCAAUGAAUAUUUUAUGACGCCGGCAAAAAGGUCAGUUCGCUUGAUUAGAUGCGCACCAUUCGGAGCGUAGUAGCUGAAAACCACACAAUACGCUCUCUAUUUCCAAACCUAUAUAUACGUUAGGCACACUAUAGCCCCUUAAGCUUUCAUUCUCCCCGGUGCUACUGGUUAUCUGUUUCUCUGAAAAAUCCUGUGUUGUCACCUUUGACAGUGUAUCGCAGCUGCUUGAGGAAUCAGGGGAGGUAGCCCGAGAGCCAGUUUUCCUGCUCCUGCUAAAGGGAUACACGAGAGAGGAGCGCAGGCUUUUUCCAGCAUCGAGCUCAUCUGAAUUCAGUCAGCAAAGUCAAUCUAUCCUGAGGUGAAUGGCCAGACACGGCUCCUACCGAGGAGUGGAAUUAUUUCAAAAGGAGACGCCUGACUCCCUGUUCAUGUUUGUGGCUCUGCACAAGUGCACAUUACAGAAAUUCAUAUAGGCACAAAAGAGGAGAGGGAGAGAGUAGGUGGCGCUACUUAAAGCUUUCGCCUAAGAGAUGGGAGAAUAUUGAGGUGUGAAGUGGGUCGAUUCAACGCAAACACUUGGGGCUGGAAGGUGCCUUAACAAGAUUCUUUGUUUAGACAAAAUAGGUGAGAUAUCUGAGCUUAUUUCUAUGUAAAUGCACAGCGUUUCUGUGCUAAUGGUCAGCCUUGUGAAGCUUCGUGAAGCCUUUCUAUGAGAGCAGGUUAGAGUCAGUGUGAUGCACUGAACUGGAUACUUUUUUAGUUCAUAUUUAACUGAUUGACAUGAAGAUGUGAGUUUAAUCUGAAGCAAAAUAUUUGGCGGUCCCAUUUUUAAAAGUUUCUUCAAAGUGAGAUUUUCAUGUCGUUUUCUUUUAUUAUAACAAAAGAAUAGUUGCUGUAUAAAAAUGUUAUCAAAAAGGCCAAUCAACGGAGACAUGCACACAGCCUGUAUUCAGAAACUGUACCUUUAAACGAGCCGUCAGGACUUUUGUAGGGUUGUGAUGUCACAACUAUACUAUAUUAACAAUAGCGCUCAAACUUU
Centropristis striata (black sea bass) is the source of this 4057-nucleotide messenger RNA. RefSeq names its product glutathione S-transferase, C-terminal domain containing (gene gstcd). The record is from RefSeq and is a predicted model, not a curated record. The transcript is spliced from 12 exons. Bases 244 to 2175 code for a protein of 643 amino acids. Lineage: Eukaryota; Metazoa; Chordata; Actinopteri; Perciformes; Serranidae.